Molecule: messenger RNA, 5444 nt
Organism: Macroventuria anomochaeta
Lineage: Eukaryota; Fungi; Ascomycota; Dothideomycetes; Pleosporales; Didymellaceae
Exons: 1
Coding region: 147-5111 (1654 amino acids)
Source: RefSeq, a predicted model, not a curated record
UGAAGUUAUCCCACUACUAAAACUUGAGCGACUACUAUCGUAUCGCGCCGCCCUUUGCGUUCACCGGUGUGGCGUAGUACUUGGAGUGAGUCUGUUGAGUCGAUUACAAAAGGAAGGUGCGUCGCUCGCUUCCGUGUGGACACGAUAUGUCAAACAUGUCAUCCUCUAUCAACACAGGUCUCCUGCGUACCCUUACCCCGGGCGAAAUACCUUCGGAACUACAUACUUUACGACUCAAAUUGUCAGACGAUACGAUAACACAGCAGCUCCUGAACGCCAUCGAGUGCGGCUCGCUUUCGACACCCGUUUUCGCGGCCUGGUUCGGCGUAUGUAGAUCGCCAGUUGUGGUUCGGGAAUCAUUGACGCAGAAGUUAUCAGUGCACAUCAGAGUUCUGGGUAUCAAGCAGCUCAAGAGUGGCCUCGAGUCGGCUCAAUGGGGGAAGCUCUGGGAUGGUCUGGGUGGCACAGCGGGCUUGCUGGACAUCUUGAGCGAUCUUUCGGUCUUGGAAGUGAAAGCAGCAUGCAGAGCAAUCGGUCGCUGCGCAAGAGAUGGGAAUGUAGCCAGCAAACGAACACGAGUGACCGAACUUUUUAAGAGUUUACACCCAGACAUCUUCCCGGAGACCGCGGCUAAGACGAACGAUUUGCGGCCGUUGACCAAGUUCUAUCAGGCGCUCAUUCCAAGCUGCACUGCAGAGCUUGUCGAUUGGAUCACGCAUAGAGAUCAAGAGUCAAGGUGGCAGUAUGUCAAAGAAACAAAAUUGCUCGAGCAUCAUUCAGACAACCUUGGAAGAGCUGCCAUGCUUUCAGUGUUUGAAGAUCAAUUGCCAGAUGAUAAGAGCAAAGACCGCCUGAGAAGACUGUCGACCAGGUUCCCUUCAACGACAAGUUCUGAACCGGGAUUUUCGACGUCCAUGGUGUUCGCACUCCCACUACUACGUAGCAUUGUCGACACAGAUGUUAGGCACGUGGAAGACGACUGGGUACUCAACAAUCUCAUUCGACCUCUACUCAGACGCGCUGUUCGUAAGCGUGUGAGCUGGUCGAGGAUGCAGGAAAUCACCAGCUUGGCCCUGAAGUUUCUCGAACAACACCGCAAUGCUGCAAAGCUCCUCACCAAUGCCAAAGGCGAUGUAUUGCACAUGGUUGCGUCUUGCUGGUCUCGACGAUCAACCCUGUUCGAAGCGCAACUCAAAGAGCUACUCAACAUUGUGUUCAGUAACAAGACCUGUUUUGAAGAUAUUGAGAACCUCAUAGCUGGUAUUCCAAGGUCUCGACGAUACGCACUGCUAUGUUUGUCUUGCCAGGAAGUCAUGGGUGUGAAUCUAGAUUCAGAGCAAGGUCUUUCAAAGGCUCGAGGUACGCUCACCCCCAACCUACUGGACAAAAUUGAAGCACCUCAAGCGAUGGGGCUGUUCAAGCGUCUUCGAAGUGCUAGAGGUGACAUAGGUCUUGUCGAACUGGGCCAGUAUAGCUCUGUGCUGGUGACGACACGGACACCGGAUGGGUACGAAGGUGACCCGGACAUUUACCAUCUCGUCCUCCUCAAUCGUAAUGGGUUGUACGAGGAAGCAGAGUCAUACGCCGCCAAGAUCCUAGAAGCGCGGAAAAAGACUAUCCGGACAACCUCUAACAGGGACACGCGCGCGGAACUUGCAGUGUCUGUCUGGGCAUGUGCAAACGCCAGCGGAUCCCUCACAUUGCUAGCCGAGACCGUGCAAUGGGCGAGAGGGUUCGUUCGCGAUCAGCUGACGGCCUCCAAGCUCUUUUCAACGUAUUUCGAUGAGACUUACAGAUUGCUUUCCGGGUUCCUGAUUCAUGGAUAUGAUGUCCUGAAGCCACACGAUCUCCGUCGGCGAGUCGAGCAUGCAAAUGUAAUUAUGCUGGAUCUCCUCGACAUUGCAUGCGCAGCAUUGCGCGAGCCAUCUUUCAGAUCCAAUGAUUGGCUUCAGACUAUUGACGUCUUCAUGCGUGUUGUCAAAGAGCGCGUGGUUCUCUCGGCGAACAUGAAGAAAGAGAUCGGAGCCGAGGACGAGGACUUGUACUACGCGUUGUGGGAAGAUACAAUAACAAUGCUCGUCCGAGCUGAAAGGUUGGCUAAUCACGAAGACUAUGAAAAGCUAGGCGCCAAUACCAUCGUAACUUUCAAUUUGGUAUUUCCGGGUAUCAAGCCCAGAACGCUGGAAAGGUCUACGUGGAAGUUUAUCGAUAACCUCGCCAAGGUCAGAGAUGACCUGUGGAAGGAAUUGCGACCUGCAAAGUAUCCAGAUGUGCUUUCUCUACCUGACCCUUUCCCACGUGGGCUGGCGGUACAACAACUUCUCGCAGGCUGGACUCCCAACGUUGCAGACUUGUAUGAGCUUGCGCCAUACAUUGCCUCGCGGGUGAGAACUGCACUCUUUGUCGACCCAGAAGCUGCUCUGAAGCCGGUGUCCCCGGACAAAAUUACGCAGCAAGCUAUUGGUGUCUUUGUGGACAGUUAUCAGUUUGCGCUGCGAGCAUACAUCCCCGAUGUGUGCGACUCGAAAGAGAAGGAGAAACGCCUGAGACAAGUAUGGAACCAUGCAACAGGUCCACUGAGUGAGCGCCGCAUGGGACCCGAGGAGGCCGUCAGGCUCUGGAAACAGUUCAUUCCUUCUGACUUGCGAUUGAUCCUGUCUGAGUUCCUUCCAAAGAAAGAGAGCGUCCAAUGGCCAAUAGUACCAACAUCUGAUGAUCCAUCGGACACUCAGGAAUGGAAUCCACUGGAGGGCAGACCUGCUGAUGUGAAGAUCAAAGCACGCAAACUCGGUAAAGCAACAUACAUCGAUAUAUCCACGCUCGGUGCUCAUGCAAAGCAUACGAGGCCUGACUUGAAGUCCCAUUACCAGCUACCCAACUCUCAGGUGCCCGCGGAAACUAGUUCUGUUGGGUCGAUAUGGGGCUACCGAUCUAGGACUUCUGCUGAGACUGAAGCCGAAGGUUUAGCCGCGCUGUUAUAUCUGGACGCCAAAUACGGGUCGGCUGGGAGACUGUUGACAACGCCUUUCCCGUCAUCAGACGAUGUUCUAUACCCUUGCGUAUAUCUUGAUGAGGAUUUCUUGUCAUCGGAUCGACUACGUGUUCCGGACGUUGCGUCUUUUAUCUCCCAUCACUGCGGAGACAUCCCUUUGCCGUUGGUGCACAAGAUCGCAGGAACUCUCGUGGGGAGGUUCAGUUCGAAGCCAAAUCCCCACAUAUUAGAGAAUGCAGCAUUCACACUCCUUCGAACCCUGAGUGAGAACGAUAGGCCUGUCUUAGCAUUUGAACUAGCCAUUCAAGUCAUCAUGGAGCAGCCUAGCGCUAGCUCCUGGCAUCGUAUGCUCUUCAACAAUGGGUUUCUGCAACGCAUCCCGGCCUCUGAUGCAAGAAGAUGCAUUUCCACGUAUGCCGAGGCCAUUGGGAAUAAGCUCGAUGCGCAAAAGCUCGACGCGCAAGCCAUAAUCGAGGCGGAGCAUGGUAAAAAGACGAACGGCGACGAUGCCACGACUACCUCUCCGAAGGAUGCUCCGCAACCGAAUCAGCCUUUCAUUAAGGUGGUCACUCUGAAGUCACUCGCUCAACUUCUACACGGAUCGACCUACAUCGGCGACGACGCCGCACUGGAGAUCCUGUCGAAUCUUUCCAGGAGGAUCACUCACAUUGAUGUUCGUCUAAACAUCCUCAAGACACUUCUGAGUAAACUUGUAGUUGAUCGACCUGAAUUGUGGAAUCGUGUUUUGUCGGCUGUGGACCCCUUCAUACCACUGGCUGGCAGUCUGAACGAGCGCGAGCCCAUGACUGAUGAUGACUGGACGCAGGCUAAGAAGACUAUGACGAUGCCCAAAAUCCAACUUAUGACUAAACCCGGCUGGCAGGAAGAGUCGCCAAUGUUGGAUGCGAUACUGAAUCAGUACGUCAGGCGCGACGGCAGCGGUGACCUCUUGGAUCGGUACUCGAAGCGAAUCAUCUUCCCAUUGAUCCAGGUCCUGAAGCAGCAGACUGCAAGAUGGGCGACCUUUUUCCUCAAAAAGUACGCAUCAGACAAUGAUACAGUCCUGGAAGUCGACUUACCACCAAUACCGCGAGGCGCUACGAUCUUAGAACAUAUCUUAACAAACCCUUACGUUAAGGCGCGUCGUGUACCUCAGGCCCUACUUGACGAGUAUGUGGCGUACAUGCUCUUCAAAAUCAGUCCACCCAAACCGAUCCGCACUUUGAACAACACCCUUGUAGACGAUCCUGCGGUGAAGAGCAGACCUGAAGUGCAGACCUGGCUCGAUCUGUAUGGGAAUGGAGUCGAGACAGCCUGGCUGUAUAGAUUGCCGUUCAACAGCAUCGAAUAUUUUGAGGACCAAGAACAAGGGGAUGGCAGCAUCUACGUCACACGUCGGGCCUUCCAGAAACGCUGGUUUAAUAUGUUCACUGCGCUGCUCUGGGCUGACAAUUCCGUCUACGGUCAAUUGCAAGCCUUUGCCUCCACACUCACAAAUUCCAACAAUCAAACCCGUUCAUGGUGGAACGAGUAUGGCAAGACUACUAUUGAAGCUAUGCUCUCAUACGUCAACAGCAUUCGCACGCGCGACUGGGAAGCCAACCCUCACCGCAAACCUGCUGUGUUGCCUCAGACAUUCCAUUGGCAACUAUCGCUACUCACGUAUCCAUUCAACUAUCUCGCUUACGGCGACCAAGAAACUAGAGAGCAAGCUUGCAAAGCAUUCGCAAACGAAUUAGCUGCAAUUCUCGACAACAUCAGCAACUCCGUGUAUCACACGAGGCUCACACAGAUCAAAGAUCACAUCUGUGACCGUAGCAGCGCUCGAAAUACCGAGUUUAAGAGCAACUUGAUGUUGACAGCGUUGUACCUAGGCGAUAUCUCAAAGACCAGGCUGUCUUGGCUGACAACUGCAGAGCUGCUGCGAGUCGAUUUGGCGGCAGAUAUGAUGUUGGCGGUGGAAAGCCUGAUGUUGUCGGACCAGCGCCUUCACCUUGACUACGAAACCUUUAAGUCACGACUGAAGAGCUUGUUGGGUACUUGGGUCACUAGUGAAAACGAAGAGGUGCGACGGAAGGGAUAUCGGGUGCGUGCUGUGUUCAACUUCGAUGUCGAGUGAAUGCAGGGCUGCUCAGUGGAGAUCGUAGGUGUUGAGAUCACCGGAUAAAGUAAACCAUUGUUACAUUCACUCGUCUCAAUCAAGAGUGUCGCGUUACGCCUGAUCGCUUCCUUCACCUUCACUCUUGCAGACGCACUGACUAUCGCUGGCCCACACAGCUAUAUAUCCCUCGACCCGCCACGGUCUUGUCUUCUUAAACCGUUAGUCUGGCGAUUCAAUCUUCUGCAAUCAUGCUCGCCCUGCCGUAGGCAUCAGCUUAACAGUGCGCUCCAGUCGUGAAGAUUGUCACCCAGUCCGCUUUCCUCGGCCUGGUCGUAGGCCUCGCCGCGGCUA